This is a messenger RNA of Branchiostoma belcheri (Belcher's lancelet), 890 nucleotides long. RefSeq names its product jmjC domain-containing protein 8-like. Bases 18 to 863 code for a protein of 281 amino acids. Gene Ontology annotation, cellular component: cytoplasm. The transcript has 9 exons. NCBI's taxonomy places the organism in Eukaryota, Metazoa, Chordata, Leptocardii, Amphioxiformes, Branchiostomatidae. The record is from RefSeq and is a predicted model, not a curated record.
UUGCUGAUGUAAACAACAUGGCGGACGUGAAGUUUUUCUGCCGGUGGUUCGAAGCGUUUUUCGUGAUUUCCGUCCAGUUUUGCGUGAGGUCAGAGGACGCGGACGCACACAAACUUUUAUACUCGAACGGAGGAUGGUAUACGGACACAGAGAACCUGAUCGCCCAGCCUGGACCCUGCAACAUCGACAUCAGGGACAACUCUCUCACACAGGGAGACUUCAUAGAGAAAUAUGCUGAAAAAGCACCUGUCAUAUUCAGAAGUGUCACAGACAACUCCAAUUUCAGAAAACUGUGCUCCAAGUCUUUGUUAGUAGAAAACUAUGGAAGCAAGGAAGUCAUUCUCAGCUCUGCAAACACUUAUUCCUACACAAAAGUGCCAGUCAGUUUCCAGCAUUAUGUGGAGGAGAUUCUACAACCUCAGGAUGCCAACACACUCGGCAAUGAAACUCUGUACCUGUUUGGAGACCAGAACUACACCGAGUGGAAACCACUGCUAGAUGAGUACAUACAGCCUCCCUACUACCUACCUGGACACACGGGUGCUCUCAGCUUUGGACUAGCAGGUGCAGGUACAGGAGUGCCCUUCCAUUUCCAUGGACCAGGCUUUGGUGAGGUCAUCUAUGGUAGAAAGAGAUGGUUCUUGUAUCCCCCUGAGCAGCAGCCUGAGUUUAACCCUAACCGCACCACCCUGCAGUGGUUACUGGAGAAGUAUCCACAGCUGGAGGAGUCAGACAAGCCGUAUGAGUGCACCAUCGGCCCUGGGGAGAUUAUCUAUUUCCCAGACCGGUGGUGGCAUGGCACGUUGAACAUCGACACGUCUGUGUUUAUAUCAACAUUCCUGGGUCUGGCUCCAUGGAUAUGACAGCCAUCAGGUCUCUGGAAAAAGUAA